AUGUCUGGGCACCUCAUGUCACCCACCCCUGUCGCUGUCAAGCGCUCUCACUCGCCCGAUCAGGACGUGCUCCGGGCGCCCUCGGAUCCGCCCAAACGUGUGCGCACUGACACGCGUCCCCCGCAGGGCCAUGCCUACCUGUCCUCGCUCACUGUGUCGGAGCUUGUUAAUCUCAUCUGCCAAAUUGAAGAUCUUGUCCAGGAUACCCCGCUGGCUGCGAAUGUUCACACUGUGCUGUACCCCAGCGACAUGGACGAACGCCUAGCUGCAAACCGGCGUGAGGCAGUAGUGCACACUGAACCAACACGACUGGAGCGGACCUCGCCCGCACCGUCAGCACCGCCAGUGCCAGUGCCUAUGUCAACUGGCCCAAGUUCGGCGCCCGAGGUGCCUGCCAACUGCCUAUCAGCGCCGCUGGAGCAGUCUACGUCCACCUCAGCGGUGCAGCCGCCGCCAGUGACGCCGCCAGUGCCGCCCCCUGUUGUGUCCCUUGACACGCAGAGUCGUCCCUAUACCCCCUCCAUCCCUGUGGUGAUGCCAACGUCUGCGCCGACGGGACUGGCUUCGAGUCCUCUGCCCCAUGCGAAUCUGCGCAACGGUCCGAGCAAUGAGACUGAGCCGCUCACGGGUGGCAGCCAUAUUUCGUCUCGCAUUGCGGCGAUCCUGGAAUCGAUCCAGAACUCCAACUCGUCUGGACCGAUGCUGGGGCUCCAAGGGCAGCCGCUCGCACCGUCGAAGCAAGGCUCGACGACGACCACUGGUGGCCUAUCGUCGCUGCUAAACAGUUCGUCACUGCUCACCAACAGCCGCAUGCCAGCGAACUCGGCCUUGUCCAAGCUGCUCGAGCAGUCCUCGUCGACGACGAGCCCCCUAGCCACUGCUACGCCAACGGCUGCGUCGUCCACGCCGAGCCUUGGCGACUCGCUGGGCACGUCGAUCCGGCCGACGCUCAGCUCAUAUACGCCCACGUAUGGCCUGCAUGACUCAGGGGCGGAUGAUACCACGGGCCAGCACGAUUCGCCGCGGAUCACAAGCACGCUUCCGUCGUACGAAGACAUGAUCAUCGAGGGACUGCAGGCGAUUGGCGACGUGAAUGGUACGCCUCCCCGCAUGCUGUUCCACUGGAUGGAGGAUACAUAUCCGCUCAUGAAGAACUUCCGGCCGUCGGCGAGUCAGGCGCUGCAGAAGGCAUUCAAGCGUGGGCGUCUACACAAGGCAGGCAGUUUGUACCGCAUCAACCCGAACUGGGACGGCAGCAAUGCCGGUCGGAAGCCUACGCGGCGUCCCCAGAUCGGCAAGGACCAUCCGAUGAUGGUCAAUGGCCCGAAGGGGCCGGCCCCUGCGAGUCCCUUUAAGGCUCGUGCUCAGUUCGAGGGCGCUGCGGCGUACCGCCAAGCGACGGUGCCUUUACACAAACAGCGCAGCCUUCGCCCAUCGUCAAGUCUGCGCCCAGGCCCCAAGCCGUAUGGCCAGCCUGGCGCUGCGCCUCUCGACAAUCCAGCAAGCAGCAUCUUCCAGAAUGGUGCCGCAGCUGCGGCGCUGCUCUUGGCGCACCAGCAGCGCCUGCGCCAUGCAAGCGGUGGCGAUGGCAGUGCGCCGUCCGUACAGGAUCUGACGCCUUCGCUGACGUCGCUUGUGCAGCAGCUGCGCUCAUCGACGGGCGGCCAUGGCGAUGGCCCCAGUGCCUCGGCCCUUUCGAGCAUGCUGGCGUCGGCGCUCCUGAAGCACGCGCAGCGCCCGUCUGAUGGUCGCCCGGCCGUGACAGACGCGCCUACGUUAGGGCUCGGCGGCACGCUGCCCUCGGCCUCCUCGCCCGUACUGCAGUCGCUUACCCGUUUGCUUGGCACCUCACGGCCCGACGCGGGAGCGGCUGGCGAUGGGCACCCGGACGACGAAGCUGCUCCGCCAAUGCCAUCAGCGGCCUCGGUGCUGCCCGCUACAGGCCCGGGGUCGCUCUCUGCUUCCAUUGAGACACUUGUGCGUCAAGCUUCGCGUGUGGCGCAGCAGACGCAGUCGUCCGAGGCCAUCGGAGGUGCCUCGCCAGCCACGUCGGGCGCGCCGGCCUCGCAGGCCGAUCUGGAUGCGGCCGUGUCACAGACGCUGGAGGCAGCAUUCCAGCAGAUUGGUCCACCUGGCAAGGGGCCCACGUCGACGGACGCACCAGCCGACGGCGUGCCCCCUGUGCCUGUGUCCUCGCUGGAGGCGGGGGGCGAAACUGUCGAUGGCACCGACUUUGGUGGUAUCAAUUUGGCCGACUACAGCGAUGCACUGCGUACACUAUCGGCGGCGCUUGCUGGCUCCCGCGAGGAUGGCGACGACGAUGAGGCCCAGCGUCUGGCCGAUGAGCAGGCCAUUGCUGAUGCUGAGGCCGACUAUUCUGGGCAUGAAAGUGACGACCACGAGGGCGGUGACGACCCUGGGCAGGACGGUGGCGACGAGACGAGCUCUGGGCGUAUGGAGGCACUGCUCAAGUCGUAUGGCAUUGAUGUGUCAAACGAGGCACUGCAGCACCUGACCGAGACACUGCGCGAUCCGUCGACGUCGGUCUCGGACCUCACCGAGGCGAGGGACACACAUGCAGCGUCCUCGGCUGAGGCACUUGCCACCGAGGCACCACAGGGUGAUGCUGAGUCUGCCGAGCAAGUAUCGCCGGCGCCAGUUCCCGAGACAGCGGAGCUGAGCUCGGCCCUACUGGACAGCGACGCAUCCGAGGCCGCCAAAAACGCCUCGAUUCAGUCGCAGCUUGAGGCGCUGAUUGCGAGUCUUGCAGCAGAGAACGACGCAUCGUAG
Messenger RNA from Malassezia sympodialis ATCC 42132, 2790 nucleotides. RefSeq lists its product as uncharacterized. Gene Ontology annotation, molecular function: DNA binding. Lineage: Eukaryota; Fungi; Basidiomycota; Malasseziomycetes; Malasseziales; Malasseziaceae. The record is from RefSeq and is a predicted model, not a curated record. Gene Ontology annotation, biological process: nucleosome assembly. Gene Ontology annotation, cellular component: nucleosome.